Messenger RNA from Amyelois transitella, 1047 nucleotides. RefSeq lists its product as uncharacterized. The record is from RefSeq and is a predicted model, not a curated record. The transcript has 5 exons. The coding region runs from base 196 to 939 and encodes 247 amino acids. NCBI's taxonomy places the organism in Eukaryota, Metazoa, Arthropoda, Insecta, Lepidoptera, Pyralidae.
ACGGUGUACAAACAUAACAAAAUGAAAAGCCAAAACACGCAGUAGUUUCACAGUUACCAUUCCAUCAACAUCGAUUAAGACGGUCUCUUAGAAUCGCGAAUCGAUUUCUGGAAUUUUUGAUCGAUUUAUGAGAAGGUGGGAUAAAUAAUAGUGUUCAAAGUGCAUUGAUAUGGGAAGUGAUAUUGAAGAAAAGAGAUGAAUCGAUUAACGGUCUCCGCCUUUUUAUUGGUACUCGUCGUAGUCACGUUUCAGACGACAGAUUUCCAAGACAACCUUAUAAAUGGGUACAGAGCGCUCAUCGCGGACAUCCAGGUCAGGACUCAGAAAUCCAGAGAAGACAUGGACACACUGGUCUCCCAGAUCAAACUUCUCAUGAAAAACGAGGCUGACAAAGCUAUUAACUACAUGACUGUUUAUCUUGAGCAGAUCUCGUUGUAUUUUCAAGUAAUAAUUCACGACAGGAAGCCGCGUAAUGGUACCUACUGUAAAGAGAGCAUCGUUAAGCUUUUGGGUGAAAAUCUGCAGUUGGCUGAUGAAAAUGUUACCCUGUGUCUCGCGUUAGGUUACCAAAGAGUUCAAAGGCUACCAGAAAAACUUCAAGUUCACUUUGAAACGUUGGAAAAUCUUAAGAAAUAUUCAGCUUCGAAGUUAUUCGAGUGUCAGAAACAGCAGCAGGUCGGCGGGAAUUGUUCGCACGAGAGUCAAGAUUUAGAAAGGACAGUGUUUUUGUACGAAACGUCACCUUUCCCAGUGGUGAUGGCCGAAAUAGCGAUUCACGGCUUCAAAGAGGUCAGUGACCUCAGUGUGUGCCUGAAGGACAUCAUAUCUCGCAUGAUGACGCAUUCUGUCAAGGUCAUCGGUGAUUUUAACAGAUGCAUACACAACAUAGAAAUGCCGAAAUUAAAGUACUUAUUGAAAUUCAUGAAAAAAUACGCCUAAUUAUAUGACAUGUUUGAUGUUGAUUUUGUAAAUAACGGAAUUUUGUCUAAGAUUUAUUUGUAAUGAGGUCAAUUUUUAUACUGAACCGCUAUUAGGCUAUUUUUACAA